GCCCUCAGUGGUUCUGUUGUAGGUGUGGACACUGUCAGCGGCUGCAGCCGACGUGGAACGAACUGGGAGACAAGUACAACAGCAUGGCUGAUGCCAGGGUCUACGUGGCCAAGGUGGACUGUGUGGCCGAUGCGGAUGUAUGCUCCGCGCAGGGCGUGCGCGGCUACCCGACCCUGAAGUUGUUCAAGCCUGGCCAGGACGCUGUCAAGUACCAGGGCCCUCGGGACUUGCAGACGCUCGAGAGCUGGAUGCUGCGGACGCUGGACGAGGCCCAGGAGGGCCCGACGCCGCAGCCAGAGGAGGCGGAGGCCCCGCGGCCACCUGAGCGCAGACAGGGGCUGUACGAGCUCUCGGCAAGCAACUUCCAGCUGCACGUGGCACAAGGCAACCACUUUGUCAAGUUCUUUGCCCCAUGGUGUGGUCACUGCAAAGCACUGUCCCCGACCUGGGAGCAGCUGGCCCUCGGCCUGGAGCACUCCGAGGCCGUCAGCAUUGGCAAGGUGGACUGCACGCAACACCACGCGCUCUGCUCCGGCCAGCAGGUGCGCGGCUACCCCACACUGCUAUGGUUCCGUGACGGCCAGAAGGUGGACCAGUACAAAGGCAAGCGGGACCUGGACUCACUGAGGGAGUACGUGGAGGCACAGCUGCGGAGCGUGGAUGGCGGAGCCCCUGAGAGCCAGCCCCCAGAGGAGGCCCCGGAGCUGGGUGCCCUGCCACCUGCUGGCCAGGGCGCGGUGCUGGCCCUGACGGACGGGAACUUCGAGGACACUGUGGCUGAAGGCAUCACCUUCGUCAAGUUCUACGCCCCCUGGUGUGGACACUGCAGGAACCUGGCACCCACGUGGGAGGAGCUCGCAAGGAGGGACUUCCCCGGGCUCUCUGCCGUCAAGAUCGCCGAAGUGGACUGUACUACCCAGCGCGAUGUCUGCGGCCGCUACGGGGUACGCGGGUACCCCACACUGCUGCUGUUCCGCGGAGGCCGCAAGGUGGGCGAGCACGGCGGGUCCCGGGAUCUGGACUCACUGCUGGGCUUUGUGUUAGCCAGGGCCCGCGACGAGCUGUAGCCGUCGAGAGCUGCCCCUGGAGUAGCGCCUCAUUCCUGUCUGCGCCCCCAUGCGCCAGGUGCUGCCCCAGGCCGAGUUGGCAGCCACUGCCUCUGGCUGCCUGGGCUAACUGUGUCCCCAGUGGGUCUGGCACUGCCCUCCUGGCCUGUCCUAGGCCACCGUGGGCAGAGGGACACACCAGCCUCAGACACCCCAGGCACCCAGCGUCAAGUCAGCUGCCCAGCGAGGCCUGAGAGUGGCUGUGUGGACGCAGUGCCAUGUGACCGAGCCAGGCCAAUGGGUCGUCCACUGCUCCGGCUUACGGCUGCCAGUUGCCAGUCCCGGGGUUGUGGGGGUGGUGGACAGGCUGCCCCUUCGCCCUCAUGCUCAUGGGGCCGCAACGUGGCCUCAAGACCAAAGAUGGAUGGGCCAGGUGGUUGUGGCGGGUCAGGGCUUGGCCUGGGGGCUGAUGUUGCGCCAUGUAGCUCCUCAGUAGUUUUGUGGUGAGAGGGAGGUCACGGUAGGGAGGGGUCUGGCAUGGGACCCCCAUGGCGCUGAGGUA
Molecule: messenger RNA, 1608 nt
Organism: Condylura cristata (star-nosed mole)
Lineage: Eukaryota; Metazoa; Chordata; Mammalia; Eulipotyphla; Talpidae
Gene: TXNDC5
Product: thioredoxin domain containing 5 (endoplasmic reticulum)
Exons: 9
Coding region: 84-1067 (327 amino acids)
Biological process (GO): protein folding
Cellular component (GO): endoplasmic reticulum
Molecular function (GO): protein disulfide isomerase activity
Source: RefSeq, a predicted model, not a curated record